GCGCCCACUUCCUUCUCUGCUACGAGUGACGCUGAUGACGUCUUAGCACCGCCCCCAGCGUGAGCCCUCCGAAGGUUCCUCCUCUGUCAAUUUGACUGUGCGCUUGUCAUCCUUCUCAGGAGCGCGAGCAGGAUGGAGGCCCUGCUUAAUGAGUGGCUGUGGCAAGACAGGUACUGGCUGCCUCCCGGCAUCCACUGGCAGGACAUGGAUACGAGCAAGGGUCACUAUCCACUACCCAGAGACCUCGUGUACACUUUGCCAGUGGCCUUUGCUUUCAUAGCAUUGAGAUAUGUAUUUGAGAGGGUCAUGGCUGUCCCUUUAAGCACAUAUUUAGGUGUGAAGGAUCGGAUUAGGAUUCGAGCCGCACCUAUUCCAAAACUGGAGAACUUCUACAAACAGAACAACCGUCAGCCGUCGCAAAGUGAGUUGGCGAGCUUGGGAAAGCUUUUUGGACUCUCCCAGUCAAAAAUUCAAAGCUGGUUCAGGCACAGGAGAAACCAGGACCGACCCACCAACACCAAAAAGUUCUGCGAGGCCUCUUGGCGCUUUGUCUUCUACCUCGCGGCUUUCACAGCAGGGCUCGUCUCUUUGCUCGAUUCUCCAUGGUUUUGGGAUCAGAGAGAGUGUUGGCGGGAUUUUCCUCAACAGGUUGUCACCAAUGCCCAUAGCUGGUAUUACAUCCUGGAACUUGGCUUCUAUCUGUCACUGCUUCUCUGUGUUUCUGUGGACGUGAAGCGAAAAGAUUUCAAGGAGCAGGUCAUUCAUCACAUUGCCACCAUAUUUCUCAUUGGUUUCUCCUACUGCGCCAACUACGUGAGAAUUGGCACACUUGUGAUGCUGGUGCACGACUCGUCCGACUUCCUGCUCGAGUCGGCCAAGAUGUUUCACUACGCUGAGUGGACCAAGACGUGUGACUCACUAUUUGUCAUCUUUUCUUUGGUGUUCCUGAUUACACGGCUGGUAGUGUUUCCUUGUAGAAUCAUCCACACAACGUUGGUGUUAUCUCUUGACUUCUUCGAGCCCUUCUUUGGUUAUUACUUUUUCAAUGCUCUACUGUUAGUGCUGCAAGCUCUGCACAUCUUCUGGGCCUACCUUAUCCUGCGAAUGAUCUACAAGUUUAUGUUCAACGGAAAGGUGGAGCGUGACGAGCGCAGUGAUGAGGAGAGCGAGGUGGACGAGGACGAGGAGCCAGAAGAAGAUGAGAGCAGUUGGGAGCAGAGGAAGGGUGCCAUCAACUCCAAGCUGGCGUCACUAGCCAACAACUGCGUGCUCAACAACCUGACCAACCAGAGGAAUCUCAACAGCAGACUGCCCAAAGCCAGAUAGGGUCCAGGCAAAGUUUAGGUCAUUCUUGACCAAUGUACCUACGGUCCAUCGAUGAUUUCAUGCCACCGUCAGCUUGUGUUUUGCUUUUCUUCAUUCCACAAUAAGAGGCAGUGAAAAAAAAGCACAAAUGAUUGUAAAUCUAUGCGCCCGGUGUCACAUUGGAAGCAAACGCCAUCACUUUUGUGAUGCCACCCUUG
This is a messenger RNA of Hippocampus zosterae (dwarf seahorse), 1523 nucleotides long. It is a transcript of the gene cers4a, whose product is annotated as ceramide synthase 4a. NCBI's taxonomy places the organism in Eukaryota, Metazoa, Chordata, Actinopteri, Syngnathiformes, Syngnathidae. The record is from RefSeq and is a predicted model, not a curated record. Gene Ontology annotation, cellular component: membrane. Gene Ontology annotation, molecular function: sphingosine N-acyltransferase activity; DNA binding. Bases 133 to 1326 code for a protein of 397 amino acids. Gene Ontology annotation, biological process: ceramide biosynthetic process. The transcript has 11 exons.